GGAGGGGGCUGGAAGAGAGUAAAGGGCUGUUGUUAAACAGUUUCUUACCGUAAGAGGGAGUUCAGACCUAGAUCUUUCCAGUUAAUCACACAACAAACUUAGCUCAUCGCAAUAAAAAGCAGCUCAGAGCCGACUGGCUCUUUUAGGCACUGACUCCGAACAGGAUUCUUUCACCCAGGCAUCUCCUCCAGAGGGAUCCGCCAGCCCGUCCAGCAGCACCAUGUGGGUGACCAAACUCCUGCCAGCCCUGCUGCUGCAGCAUGUCCUCCUGCAUCUCCUCCUGCUCCCCAUCGCCAUCCCCUAUGCAGAGGGACAAAGGAAAAGAAGAAAUACAAUUCAUGAAUUCAAAAAAUCAGCAAAGACUACCCUAAUCAAAAUAGAUCCAGCACUGAAGAUAAAAACCAAAAAAGUGAAUACUGCAGAUCAAUGUGCUAAUAGAUGUACUAGGAAUAAAGGACUUCCAUUCACUUGCAAGGCUUUUGUUUUUGAUAAAGCAAGAAAACAAUGCCUCUGGUUCCCCUUCAAUAGCAUGUCAAGUGGAGUGAAAAAAGAGUUUGGCCAUGAAUUUGACCUCUAUGAAAACAAAGACUACAUUAGAAACUGCAUCAUUGGUAAAGGACGCAGCUACAAGGGAACAGUAUCUAUCACUAAGAGUGGCAUCAAAUGUCAGCCCUGGAGUUCCAUGAUACCACACGAACACAGCUUUUUGCCUUCGAGCUAUCGGGGUAAAGACCUACAGGAAAACUACUGUCGAAAUCCUCGAGGGGAAGAAGGGGGACCCUGGUGUUUCACAAGCAAUCCAGAGGUACGCUACGAAGUCUGUGACAUUCCUCAGUGUUCAGAAGUUGAAUGCAUGACCUGCAAUGGGGAGAGUUAUCGAGGUCUCAUGGAUCAUACAGAAUCAGGCAAGAUUUGUCAGCGCUGGGAUCAUCAGACACCACACCGGCACAAAUUCUUGCCUGAAAGAUAUCCCGACAAGGGCUUUGAUGAUAAUUAUUGCCGCAAUCCCGAUGGCCAGCCGAGGCCAUGGUGCUAUACUCUUGACCCUCACACCCGCUGGGAGUACUGUGCAAUUAAAACAUGCGCUGACAAUACUAUGAAUGACACUGAUGUUCCUUUGGAAACAACUGAAUGCAUCCAAGGUCAAGGAGAAGGCUACAGGGGCACUGUCAAUACCAUUUGGAAUGGAAUUCCAUGUCAGCGUUGGGAUUCUCAGUAUCCUCACGAGCAUGACAUGACUCCUGAAAAUUUCAAGUGCAAGGACCUACGAGAAAAUUACUGCCGAAAUCCAGAUGGGUCUGAAUCACCCUGGUGUUUUACCACUGAUCCAAACAUCCGAGUUGGCUACUGUUCCCAAAUUCCAAACUGUGAUAUGUCACAUGGACAAGAUUGUUAUCGUGGGAAUGGCAAAAACUAUAUGGGCAACUUAUCCCAAACAAGAUCUGGACUAACAUGUUCAAUGUGGGACAAGAACAUGGAAGACUUACAUCGUCAUAUCUUCUGGGAACCAGAUGCAAGUAAGCUGAAUGAGAAUUACUGCCGAAAUCCAGAUGAUGAUGCUCAUGGACCCUGGUGCUACACGGGAAAUCCACUCAUUCCUUGGGAUUAUUGCCCUAUUUCUCGUUGUGAAGGUGAUACCACACCUACAAUAGUCAAUUUAGACCAUCCCGUAAUAUCUUGUGCCAAAACGAAACAAUUGCGAGUUGUAAAUGGGAUUCCAACACGAACAAACGUAGGAUGGAUGGUUAGUUUGAGAUACAGAAAUAAACAUAUCUGCGGAGGAUCAUUGAUAAAGGAAAGUUGGGUUCUUACUGCACGACAGUGUUUCCCUUCUCGAGACUUGAAAGAUUAUGAAGCUUGGCUUGGAAUUCAUGAUGUCCAUGGAAGAGGAGAUGAGAAAUGCAAACAGGUUCUCAAUGUUUCCCAGCUGGUAUAUGGCCCUGAAGGAUCAGAUCUGGUUUUAAUGAAGCUUGCCAGGCCUGCUGUCCUGGAUGAUUUUGUUAGUACGAUUGAUUUACCUAAUUAUGGAUGCACAAUUCCUGAAAAGACCAGUUGCAGUGUUUAUGGCUGGGGCUACACUGGAUUGAUCAACUAUGAUGGCCUAUUACGAGUGGCACAUCUCUAUAUAAUGGGAAAUGAGAAAUGCAGCCAGCAUCAUCGAGGGAAGGUGACUCUGAAUGAGUCUGAAAUAUGUGCUGGGGCUGAAAAGAUUGGAUCAGGACCAUGUGAGGGGGAUUAUGGUGGCCCACUUGUUUGUGAGCAACAUAAAAUGAGAAUGGUUCUUGGUGUCAUUGUUCCUGGUCGUGGAUGUGCCAUUCCAAAUCGUCCUGGUAUUUUUGUCCGAGUAGCAUAUUAUGCAAAAUGGAUACACAAAAUUAUUUUAACAUAUAAGUUACCACAGUCAUAGCUGAAGUAAGUGUGUCUGAAGCACCCACCAAUACAACUGUCUUUUACAUGAAGAUUUCAGAGAAUGUGGAAUUUAAAAUGUCACUUACAACAAUCCUAAGACAACUACUGGAGAGUCAUGUUUGUUGAAAUUCUCAUUAAUGUUUAUGGGUGUUUUCUGUUGUUUUGUUUGUCAGUGUUAUUUUGUCAAUGUUGAAGUGAAUUAAGGUACAUGCAAGUGUAAUAACAUAUCUCCUGAAGAUACUUGAAUGGAUUAAAAAAACACACAGGUAUAUUUGCUGGAUGAUAAAGAUUUCAUGGGAAAAAAAGUCAAUUAAUCUGUCUAAGCUGCUUUCUGAUGUUGGUUUCUUAAUAAUGAGUAAACCACAAAUUAAAUGUUAUUUUAACCUCACCAAAACAAUUUAUACCUUGUGUCCCUAAAUUGUAGCCCUAUAUUAAAUUAUAUUACAUUUCAUAUGCUAUAUGUUAUAGUUCAUUCAUUUCUCUUCACCAUGUAUCCUGCAAUACUGGUACACGAACACACUUUUUACAAAACCACAUACCCAUGUACACAUGCCUAGGUACACAUGUGCAUGCACUACAGUUUAAAUUAUGGUGUACCUAAUGUAACCCCUAAAUAUUUUAGAAGUAUGUACCUAUAGUUUUACCUCAAAAAAAACAGAAAUCUCUAAAGACCAGUAGAAAUGUUAAAAAAUGAUGCAAGAUCAAAAUGACUAGCUAAUUCUCCAUACAUAAUCUGCAGAUGAUCUUCUUUGGUUGGCAUUUCAGGUGUGGCCAUCACCCAGCAUUAAAUAACACCUAAUCUAGGUGUUUACAUGUAUUCAUUAUCCUAGUUAUUUGUUAUUUCAUGUAGUUUCUAAUUCUUAAAGGAAAGAGGGUAAUAGUUCUAUUUGUGUAAUUUGUUUCCUCCAAACUGAAGGCCACUUAUUUACACAAGAUAUUUGUAGAUCUAUUUUCCUAAAGCAUUUCUUAAGUGCUCAGAUCAGUAUCUAACUGAAGAAGUUUAAAAGUGUUUUGGUCAUUAAAAAUGUAUUUAAAUAGGUUAAAUCUAAGACUUGCUGCUGUGAUUGGCUUCUAGCUCACUGCCUUUAAAUUUUAAAAAAUUUAAGAGGAAAAUUUCCAAGUCUCCAAAGUUUUAUAAAUACCCUUCAUCAAGUCAUGCAUUAAAGUAUAUAUUGGAGAAAAAAAUAAAAAUACUUUUCUCAACCUGGAAGAUUUUAGCCUAAUAAAGCUUUUUUGAAGUAAAAGACAACUUGUAAAAGGAAAGAAACUAGUUUGUCUCAACUCUGUAUUCGUUUAUUUUUUUUGAAGUAGAGUGGAAUCUGUUGAAUCAGAUAUUUUAUCAAGAUAUGUUUAUUUUCUCUUAUUUCAUUUUACAAAGUUCACUCCUAAUGCCAUAUGUAACAGACAUUUAAAUUUUUUGUUCUGUAUAACAGCCAAAUUAUCAUAUUUAUCAUUGUAUUUGUCAUGCUUAGCUAAAGAUCAUGUAUUUGUUGAGAAAUAGAAUAACAAAAAGUAAUAGGAUAGGCUUUGAAUUUUUGCAGAAAUCUUCCUGUACAAAACAUCUUUAAAAAUAAUUUUUUGAAUGGUGUGAAUCCAGUAGUCCCAUUUCUCUGACUUAGUUUUCUUGAGUGAUUUUUAUCAAGGCCAAGUCCCCAAACGAUUCCCUACCAGCUCUUUAGAGUACUGUUCAAUCUGGACUAAAAUGGUUUUAAGUUUAUGGAGAGCUUAGUCCACAGAAUAUAGGGCGGCAAGUCCAGAAAUGCUUAUACAAUUUUUUUUUCAUAAUAAGAUAUGUGCUGGCAUCAAGAAACUUAAAGUGGAAGCAAAAAGACAUCCAACUAGUUGCUGGUCUCUAUCAUCUUAUCUGAUUGUAUUUCUCUUUUCCUUAUAUAAUACACCAUUUUAGUAAGAACUCCUAGAAAUUUCAAGAGCAUAUUGCCAAAAUAUAAAGUAUAUUUCAUAGUUUCUUCUGGCUGAACCAGUGAAAUUUUAUUGUUGCAUAUUAAUGAUAUUUGUAAAACUUUUAUAAAAAUUGUCAUAAUUUUAAAUACUCACAUUUUAAAAAUACUUCUUUAAUGACUCUUCCUCUAAAUUUCCUGGAAAUACAGAUAAAGAUUAGCUAGAUACAAGAUACAGCUAAGUAUUUAGACAUUUUGAGCCUAGUAUUUUUCAUUUUAUUAAAGGCUAAAAACAAUACCACCAAUAAAUCAUCAAACAAACCGUACAAAGUAAUUCUAUCUUUGGGAGGCUCCUUUCAUGAUAGAGGGACAUGGGUGGAAUUGACAAUGAAAGUUAGAUGAACAAGGUCCAUGUUAUUUUAGGUGGUAGAACAGGGUAGAAUCAUGUCAUUACUUGCUGGUGGAAGACACUAUUUACCAGGUGUUCUUUGCUGAAUAAAUUAUCAAACAUUUUUAAAAAUCCAACAAUCCACUUUAUUUUGUGUCAUUGACAAAAGGAUCUUUUAAAUCAGAAGGUUUCAAUGCGAUUUUUGGUUUGGCCGUUUGAAUAAUGGUUAUGUACUGUUAUAAUUGUAGACAUUUUCUCAUGUCUACCAGGAAUUGAAGUGUAAAACUAAAAUAUUUUUCAUAAUGCCUCUGCCGUGCAGAAGGAAUGAUAAUCCUUUUGUAUACUUCUUUAAUUUUAUUGUAAAAUGUGUAAUGACUUUUACCUAUAUGCUGUGGGCAGGUCCUCAGUAAAAUCUAUUGAGUCAAUUUCUAGUAUUAACAGGCUUUUGCUUGCUAUCUAAGUGUUUCAAAUUAUGGGAAGUGUGAGACACUGGAAGGCAAGAAAAUUAACAAUAAUGGCAUGUGAUAGCAAAAUUGUAUUUCACUUAUUCCUGUGAAUAUUUCUUGUUGGUACCAAUGGUACUGUACAAAGUGAAUGUUAUAGCCACAACAUUCUCUUGAAAAGAACACUGUCAAGAAGUGGGAAAUUGCUGUCAGGCAUUUCAUUGUUGUUUUUAAACUUUUUUAAAAGAAAUACUGGUUUUGCAAUAUAGAGAUCAUGAGGUAAAGAAUUUUAAUAAGCUCUUAUACUAAAAAGCCUUAAAUCAAUUUAUUGAGAUUCAAAAAAAUACUAUUAUAAUUAAUUACAUCCCAUACAUAUAGGCAAACUCAUUUAAAAAAUAAAACUAUUUUUGGUAAAAGUACAUGGCCUUUGUUUUUAAAAUACAUAAUUUUAAAAUAAAUCACUUGUCAUGAUAAAGUCCAAAAAGAAGUUACCAUUCAACAUUCAACUAAGGUUGGAGCUAAGAAUUUACUAAUACAAAAAAAGUUAAAAUUUUUUGGACCAUAUAUAUCUUGACAGUGUAACUUUUAAGUAGGUUCAUUUCCAUUUGCACAGAAAGUUUCUGUCUUUAGGAAACUGAAAAUGAAAUACUGUGGAUGCUAUGACUGUUUGUCUUGUAUGUAAAUAGGAAAUUAAUAAGCUGCCUAUUGAGUGGUAUAGCUGUAUGCUUACCCAAAAAAGGGAACACUGUGGUUAUGACUUGUAUUAUAAACUUUCUGUAGUUAAUAAAGUUGUUAUUUUUAUAACCAUGAUUAUAUUAUUAUUAUUAAUAAAAUAUUUUAUCAAAAUGCU
This is a messenger RNA of Gorilla gorilla gorilla (western lowland gorilla), 5988 nucleotides long. RefSeq names its product hepatocyte growth factor (gene HGF). The record is from RefSeq and is a predicted model, not a curated record. Gene Ontology annotation, molecular function: signaling receptor binding; serine-type endopeptidase activity. The coding region runs from base 221 to 2407 and encodes 728 amino acids. Gene Ontology annotation, biological process: negative regulation of apoptotic process; positive regulation of protein phosphorylation; hepatocyte growth factor receptor signaling pathway. NCBI's taxonomy places the organism in Eukaryota, Metazoa, Chordata, Mammalia, Primates, Hominidae. The transcript is spliced from 18 exons.